CGGGCUGUAGGUGGCGCAAACGUGGCCGCAAAGCGGGAGCUCGGUAGCACAGGCCCGAUAAGUAGAACUCCGAUCUGGACUAUGGCUAGGCGAUUGAUUGCUUCUGCCUGAUGACGUAUUUUGACUGCGUCCGUUGUGGUCUUUCUAGCCAUGGCGCCGGUAAGGCCGGCUGCAAGGUGGCGAACAGAGAGUUUUGGGACGCAUGGUGAAGGAGUUUCACCGGUUGGAUUCAGAAAUAAGAAUGUGAAACACAGGACGUGGCGAUCUAACCAUGCGCAGGCCUUCGUGGGGAGCGUUCGCGAAGGACAAGGCUUUGCAUUUCGAAGAAAACUAAAGAUCCAGCAAAGUUACAAGAAAUUGCUAUGGAGAGAAAAGAAGGCUCAAACCUCACAGGAAUCCCAAUUCACAGAUCGAUACCCCGAUCAUCUGAAACAUCUCUAUUUAGCUGAAGAGGAAAGACUCAGGAAGCAAGUUAGAAAAUUUAAGCAGCCUUUGUUAGAACAAGUUGACCAGCCUCUGUCAGAAGAACAAGUUACUCAACCUUUGCGGGAAGAGCAGUGUAGCACUAACCAAGCUUUGUUUGAAGAACAUUGUAGCAUUGAGCAGCCUCAGCCAGGACAACAGUGUAGCGUAAGAGGGAACUCCAUUACUAUUCCAAAGAAGAAUAAAAAGAAAACGUCAAAUCAGAAAGCACAGGAAGAAUAUGAGCGGAUACAAGCUAAGCGUGCUGCUAAGAAAGAACUUUACAGUUUGUGUAAUUAAGAAAUCUGGAAGUUAAACAUCUAAAAUUCUUACAAUUAUUCUUAAACCGAUGGCAGACUAGGAUGAAGGAGGAACAUUCUCCAUGGCAAAACUGGACCUUUGUUGUAGUAUGCUUUUUUAUAACCAACCAUAUGAUAUCAGUCAACUUUGGAAAUAGUAUACCAGAUGAAAUAAGGACUAUUAUACUGUAAAACAAUAUUCUUUAAAAAUUUCCUUUAUGUAUGUAUAAAUGCUUUUUGUAUUUGUGAAAAUUGAGCAUCAGCUUCUCAUCUGUAAGAGGAAGAUGAAUUCUAGCAUAAAAAGUUUUGAAAGGAUGGAAUAUGCUAUGAUGUGUAUGAAAGCACUUUGUUAAUUAUAUCACCAUACCAACGUAAGGCUGUGGUAUUUGGGGGCUAUGUGUGUUACAGAGGAAAUUGAAAAAUAGUGCACAUGUUGCAUAAAGAACUUUUAAAACUUUCACAUUUAAUUAAAGAGUAUUGCAUUUCAAGCAGUGCUUUUCAGGUGUGUAUAUAACUGAAUUAUUUUUCCUUAAACUCAAAUGAAUUUGAGUCUUUAUCUUAGGAAAUCAAAUGAGCAUAGUAAUUCUUAAAAGAUCAAAUCAUAAUACCUAGCACAUAGAUGCAGUAUAUAGCUAAUAAGUGCUUCUUGAAUUAAAUCUGUCAGAUUGCAAAUUAGAAAGAACACCAGAUAUUCUGGAAAUGAAGAUUUUAGUGUUAUAUGGACUAGAUAACCUCUAAAAUCCCUUUUAACUCUUCAGUGGAUCUGAUUAAAUGAUGAAAUCAUUAGAUAAAUAUGCCUUCUCUUCUGUGCUCUAAUUUUAUUUGUAUACAAAUGAUUAAAACUGUUUAAUAACUUUACAUUAUUCUGUGUUAUAGCAUGUAUUGUAGUAUAAAAGCAAACAUGGUAUACUGCUUUACUUACAACACUUCAUAUUUUGUAAAAUAUAAAACAAACCUUAAGUGUUUGCAUGGUGGUAACUAUUUCAACAGAAUUAUUGAACAGUAUCUGCUGUUUGUUACUGGUGAAAAUUACAUAUGUUAAUAAUUGCAGGAAUUUGAGAGGAGAAAGCAAGAGAGAGAAGAAGCUCAAAGGCUCUAUAAAAAGAAGAAAAUGGAAACAUUCAAAAUACUGAGUAAAAAGACUAAAAAGGGCCAACCAAACUUGAAUUUACAGAUGGAGUAUCUUCUGAAAAA
Vicugna pacos (alpaca) is the source of this 1955-nucleotide messenger RNA. NCBI's taxonomy places the organism in Eukaryota, Metazoa, Chordata, Mammalia, Artiodactyla, Camelidae. The record is from RefSeq and is a predicted model, not a curated record.